UUUGAAUUGUAACAGGGUGGGGUCACUGUUGAGAUCUUCAGUGCACAGGGGAAUGAUCCCGUGGCAAAAUGGAAGCUCACAGGCAGCAAGCCUCCUAUAACUAAAGUUUUCGAUAAGGAGGUCAAAGGAUUUGUGUAUAACCUCGAGGGCAACAGUCAAACGCACAAGAUGCAGAUUCCUAAAGACGGCAAACUGCCUUUGGGGCUGAAUCAGAGGAUCUUGGUGCUACAGGUGAAUGUUCCUCUGUCUAAAGACUUCUCCAUGGAGCUUUUAGUAACCGAUGCAGGUCAUCUGAAGAGGAGACUCUAUUUGUCCACUGUCAAUAAAGAACUCUUGGCCACACCUUUACAUGCCAAGAUACCUCUUACCACUCUCAAACGUAAUGUUUGGUGCAACCUCAGCGUUGACUUGGCUUCAUUCAGCAGAGAGAUGUUUGGGGGAGCGCAGUUCCACUCUCUAGAUGGCAUUACUGUGUCAGCGUGCUGCAGACUCCGACGUAUCUUCACCAUGCGGGCCCAACCCACCGACUCCACGGACGCAGGUCUUUAUAGUUUAAGGAGCGAACCUCGAGAAGAAAUUCCUAAGAACUUGCAGUUCCCAGCAGAUGUUCAUCAUGUUACGCAGACCGUGAACAUGGAGAGCGCGGCCAAUCUGGACGCUAAGCGGAGACAUCUGUCUAACCAAUCAGAGCUGACAGGCAGCGCCCGGACAACCAGUGCACGGACAGCCCAGGAUCCUUCUCAUAUAGCCUUUGGGUCAAAGGUCGCCGGACACCCUCCACACACCGCACGCAAACCAAGUGUGUCGUCCCAGGCCCGAGAGGCGAAAAGUAAAACAAACCAUCCUGCGACAUUCACUAACUCAGGUCGAUCAGGCAGCUUUCAGCCACGCCCACCAUCCGACAGGUCAUCAGCUGACAGGGCGGGCUCUAGGAGACCACGCCUCCACAGCAGCAGCAGAACGCGAGGCAACGCUCCGCAUCUCAGCAGACUGGAGGAUGAGUGUCAGCAUGGAGCAACUUUACAGGCCUCAGAACACCCUCACAGCUCCAGUUUACCUGUACAUCCACAGAACUGCAGUUUCCCAGGACACCCAGAGAACUCCAGUUUACCUGUACAACCACAGAACUCCGGUUUAACAGGACACUCAGAGAACUCCAGUUUAACAGGACACCCAGACAACUCCAGUUUACCAAGAGCGAAUGUUGGGGAUGUUGGAGCUUCUGCAACAUUCACAGUGAGGGAUUCCCUCAGCGCUGUAUUGUAUGAAGGGAAGUUCAUUAACGGUAACCAGUCUUGCUCUGUAGAGGUGCUUGGGGUGGGUGAGUCUGGGCAGACUCCAGAUUCUUCAGAUGGUCGCCUGCUCUCGGCGGAGACUGACUCCGGUCGGGACGGCGACGGGGACGACAACGGGGACAGCGAGGGGGACCACCAGGGGGACGAGGACGAGGUGUUCAUGUUCUCCUCGCGACCGCACUCCGCCAGACGAGGGCAGUAUCACAGUGACCUCCUGCAGGACCUGACCUUUGACGUGAACGGCGGAGAGCGGGAUGGAGAGGGAGAGCGAAAGGAUGCAAGACCAGAGGACGACUUUGUCGGCAGCGAGAGUGAGGAGGACGAGGCCUACUCCCAGUUUCUCCUCCAAAGAUGUGCUGUGCAUUCAACUCCUGUCCUCCGAUCCACACCUGUCGGAGGUUUACCACCUCCCCCAGCUUCUCCCACUGCUCAGUCCCAAAGCAGGGACUCCUCAGCUGGGCAGGCCGCACCACAAAGCAGCUCCAUAAACUCCAAGAGAGCUGAACCGGCGUGUCUGGUACCACCCCGAUGCCUGUCUCCCGGUGGACCCAGGACUAGGAACAGAUUGGACCAGUGUGGGGCAGUGAGAAGCCAGCCAGAUGGCGAUACUGGAAGGCAAGUCAGUAGGUCUUCGCUUCGAGAGAUACACCCAGGAGAUCUACCGCUCCACAAGGUGAGCGGCCAGGAAAGGUCCGAGCCCGUGGGGUCGAUCAGCAGAGAUUCCCAGGACGGAGAGGAGAAUGAAGAGGAGGCGGAGGAGGAUGAGGAAGAGCGGCGCAUGCUGGCCAGUCUGUGUAAAGAGCAGGAGGAAGAGGAGGGAGGCGUCGGAGACUCAGAGCUCAGUGCCUCUCAACUCCACCAGUGCAACAUCAGUCUGAGCUUGAGCAGUGAUGACACCUCCACCUGGACACAGUGUAUGCCUGUGCCAGUGGACCAGGGCCAACACUACCAAAAAGAGAUGAACCCUCUCCUUCAUUCUAAUCCCAGAGAGUGGAUGGAUGUCCUGAGCCCUCCCAUCGUUCAGCCCUCUCAGCAAAGGUCAAAGGGCAAAGGAGACUGCAGCAGUGCCGCAGCCGCAGGACCAGAGAACAAAGAGAAUGAGGAAGAGGAGUUUCUCAGCCUUCUCUACGACCCCUGUCUUAAGUGCUACUUUGAUCCAAAAUCUGGAAAGUACUAUGAGUUAGCCUGA
Chanos chanos (milkfish) is the source of this 2484-nucleotide messenger RNA. It is a transcript of the gene cfap20dc, whose product is annotated as CFAP20 domain containing. The record is from RefSeq and is a predicted model, not a curated record. The transcript has 16 exons. Lineage: Eukaryota; Metazoa; Chordata; Actinopteri; Gonorynchiformes; Chanidae. The annotation marks the transcript as partial.